This is a messenger RNA of Ahaetulla prasina, 728 nucleotides long. RefSeq names its product trefoil factor 3-like. Bases 153 to 599 code for a protein of 148 amino acids. The transcript has 6 exons. Lineage: Eukaryota; Metazoa; Chordata; Lepidosauria; Squamata; Colubridae. The record is from RefSeq and is a predicted model, not a curated record.
UAAAUGAGCAUGUCUACCUUCAUUGUGGGUUAUGAAGCUCUCCCUGAAUUUCUGAACACCCACAUCAAGAGAGGAAUCAGAUCACACACAGAGAGACCAAUACUUGUGAAUUCUUCAAUAAACUUGACUCUUAGUGAAGAUUGACAUUCAAAAUGAACUGCAAAUGGCUCUGGUUCCUGGCCAUUGCUCUGAUAUUUGGAUUCAGUUCUCUGACAGAUGCUAGAAUACCCAUUAGACCUAGACCACCACCACGUAAACCACCACGUAAAGGUGGGAAUUGCAAUGUACCUCCAAGAAGUAGAAGAGAUUGUGGAUAUCCUGGAAUAUCAAAGAAAACAUGUUUAAGUAGAGGAUGUUGUUUUGAUAGCAGGUACCGGAAUGCAAAAUGGUGUUUUUAUCGCAAAUCUUGCAUAGUUAACUUCUUACUGUAUUUAACAGUUCCAGAACAAUGCCAAGUGCAACCAAAUGCCAGAGUGAAUUGUGGCUACCCCUACAUCAGUGCUCAGGAAUGCUACAAUAGAGGAUGCUGUUUUGAUUCAAGUGUUGUUGGAGUCAUCUGGUGUUUCUUUCCACGACAUGAACCAGAAUGCUCCAUCUAAAAUAAAUGGGAUCCCAGAAUCUGUCUCCUUCUUCUAGAGCUCCUGAGAAAUUAAAAUAAAGUUAUUUUGAAUCUGUAGACUUACAUUUGCUUUCUUCUGUUAAAAUAAAUAUUGGCCUUCGAAAACAUG